AGCAGGAUAGUGAUGCAGCUCUUCAGAAAGCUCGCACCCAGGGCAGUGGAAAAUUUCAGGUGCCUGUGCAGUGGUGAGAAAGGAAAGUCGGAAAACGGAACCCUACUGCAUUACAAGGGAACAAUCAUCCAUCGGGUGUGCAGAGGAUUUGUCAUGCAAGGAGGAGAUGUGGUGUACAGGUUCCGCUCCAGCCUGACAGUGCAGUCGAUUUACGGGGGAAUGUUCCCGGACGAAAACCUUGGAUCGCGGCACAUCGACUUCGGGCAGGUCUGUAUGGCGAACACAGGACAGAAGGAUUCCAACGGCUGUCAGUUCUACAUCACGUUCGAUGGUGCCCCAUGGCUCGAUGGGGACAACGUCAUCAUCGGCAAGGUCAGGAUGAUCAAGGUUUCUAGGUGCAGCUCUACCCGUGAAGGCGAUGUUUGCUACAGGUUCUGCGAGGGCUGA
This is a messenger RNA of Guillardia theta CCMP2712, 447 nucleotides long. RefSeq lists its product as hypothetical. The annotation marks the transcript as partial. NCBI's taxonomy places the organism in Eukaryota, Cryptophyceae, Pyrenomonadales, Geminigeraceae. The record is from RefSeq and is a predicted model, not a curated record. Gene Ontology annotation, cellular component: intracellular membrane-bounded organelle. Gene Ontology annotation, molecular function: peptidyl-prolyl cis-trans isomerase activity. The transcript is spliced from 5 exons. Gene Ontology annotation, biological process: protein peptidyl-prolyl isomerization.